Messenger RNA from Centruroides sculpturatus (bark scorpion), 753 nucleotides. Its product is annotated as membrane-bound transcription factor site-2 protease-like. The transcript has 4 exons. The record is from RefSeq and is a predicted model, not a curated record. Gene Ontology annotation, biological process: membrane protein intracellular domain proteolysis; regulation of response to endoplasmic reticulum stress. Gene Ontology annotation, molecular function: metalloendopeptidase activity. NCBI's taxonomy places the organism in Eukaryota, Metazoa, Arthropoda, Arachnida, Scorpiones, Buthidae. Bases 88 to 753 code for a protein of 221 amino acids. Gene Ontology annotation, cellular component: membrane; cytoplasm.
AUAUAUGUCAUAGUUUUAGUUUGUUAGAUUGAUUUAUUUUUUUUUACUAAUAAUUACUCUAAUUUUCUAUGUAUUCUUCAGUCAUGCAUGUUACAUCCAUAUUUGGUACUAUUAGAAAAAAGUAAUCUCACGUUCAAACCAUGCCAAUUACAAUGGUAUACAAGUCGUUGGAACAGAUUAUUUAAAAAGUUGAGUAAUUAUAAAGCUCGAUGGCUUCGGAAGUGGUUCAGCUUUGGAUCUCUUGUUACAAGUAUUUUAAUCAUACCAUCAUUAUUUCUAUUAGCAUAUACUGCUAAGAAUAUGUAUGACUCCUUAAGCUAUGAUAUUAAAACAGAACAAAUUUUGCAACCAGUAUUUCCAGGAGUGAAUUUACCAUUAUCUCAUGUAAUAUAUUAUUUUGUUACAUUAUUAAUGUGUAGUAUUUUUCAUGAAUUAGGACAUGCACUUGCUGCUGCAAGAGAAAAUGUCAAGAUUCAUGGUUCUGGUUUGUUUAUUUUUGGAAUAUUUCCUGGUGCAUUUGUUGAUUUAUCAACUGAAAGUAUGACAUUGUUAACACCAUGGCAACAAUUGAGGAUAUAUUGUGCAGGUGUUUGGCAUAAUAUUGUGUUGGUUUUAUUAUACAAGGCAUUAUCUGUAUUUAUCAUAAUACCUACGCAUGGACCUGGUGACCGAGGUGAAGAUGCACGCCCAGGAAACGGAAGAGGCGCAGUACUAUCCAGAGAUAGUACCAAACAACAGAGUGCACACGAUUGA